ACCCAACAAUCUCGACAAGCUAUAGAUCACAGGAUCGUGUCCAUCUGGUAUUUGGUCGGACGUGAGGACACCGGUCUUGGUUCACGAAAAUGUCGCUCAUCCGGCAAGCCACCCCCUCGUAUGCCUUCGAAGAGCUGAACCAUUCGCUCACGGCCCUAUCGACCAUACCCAUCUCGAUUCCCAUCUCGGUACUAGGGAACUCGGAGACGGGCGAGGUAUCUUCGGCUUCGGGUACUAUCGAGAGGGCUCUUAGGGAUCUGAGCACGUCUAAACCUAUCACGAGGAAACAGCUCGAGGGGGUCUUGCAAACGCUUGUCGACCUGUAUGACAACGCUCAAGCUCCAACCCAGGAGCAGGGGUAUGGCCAAUCCAAUGCAGUCACUACGACUCCAAUCGACAAGGUCAGGGAAGCCCAGAUCAUGGCUAGGGCGGUGACAGUCGUGUGGAGGGAGAUUCUGGACGAUUUCAUGCAGGGCGCGCUCGCGCUCGAGCAUGACCUCAACUAUUGGCAGACCAUGAUCGAUAGUCGGCGGGACAUUGGACUGUACUUUGUGCAAUCGCUGCCAUUACGGGUCUAUCGUCUCUUGCCGAACCCGCUCAAACAGUCUGCCUUCCGGAUACCUUCCAUGGCCGAUGUGCAAGUCACCCGACUAUUCCGUCAAGCUUCGCCCAAGACUGCCCUGAGCUCUCUUCGCGAUCUCCCUCUUCCGGCGCACAACCCGUUCACCUUGACCCGCCGGGAAGUCUUGGCCUCGAUCAAGAUUCUGCGCAAGGCUCGUAACGAAGCGGCGGAAAAGAUUGGCUUCCUCGCCAGUCGGGCGCCUCGAUGGGAAGACGAAGCGGGAAGGACGACGGGGAGCGAAGACAACUUGCAGGUCAUCGUCGCCGAGACGUCGAGGUUGCAUCAGGUCGUCUGUUCUGCGCUCGACGUGCCCAUCGGUCCGGCUCAACCGGCUCGACAGGGGUCUCCCUCCCCGCUGGCUACCCCGUCGAAACGGAACAAGAACGGUUCAUCCGGAGCCUCUCGCAGGGAGACGGCCUCCCCGCCUCCUCCUCCCUCUUUAACAGCUGCGACGCUGCUACCGAUCCUACGAUCGACCUUGCCGGCGAGCGUCACCUCGCUCACCUCGUCCCUGCAGGAUCAUGGCCGACCGUCUCGCUUGACGCGCUUAUGGAUCCCUCUACUCCUCUUGCCUCCCUUGAUCAAGUAUGGUUCCCGGACGGCGAGGCAAAACCAGGAUUGGAUACGCAGUCAGAUCCAGAAUGCGGGAGAGACGGUCCGGGGUUGGGUCGUCGGCUGGGUAGUUCAGCCUCUCGAGGGGGUCGUACAGACGCUCAAGGGUGGUGGAGAAGGUCUCGGUGUGGCCCCAGACAGCGUCAAGAGCGAUCAGGCGUCUCUCGAGCGGAUGGUCCUCGACCUUGGCAAGGACUACUACCACCUCUCGGACCAGGGUCUAUCAGACCUGAGCGCGAAAGUCAAGGCUGGCAACAUGGAAGACGUCCUCAAGGUGUACGAGAGCGAGAUGAGAAGCCCCGUCAAGAACGCCGUUAUGGGUAAUCUGAUCCGGACGCUACUGAUCCAGGUUCAAAAGACCAAAUAUGACCUCUCGUUGUCUUUGCUCUCGCUGGAUCACCUACUCCGAUCACAACAACUUACGUUCGCGUUUGUCGGUCUGGCGCCAUCUCUGUUGAUCCUAUACGGGCUGGGCGGGUGGACGAAACGACUCUGGACAGGCGAACGACGCGGAUCAGGAAGAAGAAUGGAUUACUUGCGCGGGAUCCGCGACGUGGAAAAGCUGUUGAUCACGGCGCCCCGAGGGGAAAAGGAAAUGUCGGACAAGGAUCGAGGGUUACUCAUUCUCGCCGUCGGCAAUCUACGAAAAUGGGCGGCCGGUCUUCGGACCGGAGAUCGGGCGGCGUUCGUGGACGACCUGCGCCUACUCGAGGCUCCUUCGCUGGAGCGGGAAGGAAAGUUGAGAGUGAUCGACCGGAUAUGGAGGACGUCCGUACUGAACGGUCGCAAGCUGGGCAUGUAAAGGUGACGAGACAACAAGGGUAUAGCAUAUAUGAAGACGGGUAU
Messenger RNA from Filobasidium floriforme, 2080 nucleotides. Its product is annotated as ATP synthase regulation protein NCA2-domain-containing protein. The transcript is spliced from 7 exons. The record is from RefSeq and is a predicted model, not a curated record. The coding region runs from base 90 to 2036 and encodes 648 amino acids. Gene Ontology annotation, cellular component: mitochondrial outer membrane. NCBI's taxonomy places the organism in Eukaryota, Fungi, Basidiomycota, Tremellomycetes, Filobasidiales, Filobasidiaceae.